UUGGGCCGCACCUGUCCAAGCUACAUUCAGACAGGAUUAAAAUCACUGCCGAUACCAGCAGGGGUUGCCUGUUCCGACCACUGGAUGCUGCGCUUAUUCCCGACACCUUCCCAACAUCAGCUUCCCUGCCCCGGUCACAGCCGCGCCUCCACCUUCCAGCGACACGGUCGCAUUUAGGACAUUUCCAUCCUCAAUCCCUCAUAUCCGCCUGUUUGUGAGAUGCUUGGCCGCUAAUGGGCUGCGGGACAGAAUGGGGAUUUGCGUCGGUGUCGUCCCGCAGCCCAGACCUGCCUGCCCGGGGCUUUCUGGCCUCAGUACGUUAGCUAGCGAACAGACAGUUUUCUGAUCAGAGGCCCUUGGACUGCUUCAUGAGCAAACAUGAGAUUUUCCCCGGUUUAACUGGAACAAUGCAAAAGGAAGUGCGGCGGCGGAUCGACAGGGUUUCUGAAAACUACGGCCAGGAGAUGCUCCACAGGGCGUCAGCUGGAGGCAGCUCCAAGAAACGAUCACAGAUGCUACUACAGGAUACUACUGCCUGCGGUGUAUAAAAUCAAGACUGGAGAUACGGAUUGACAGCAGACACACCAGUAAACCAAUGUGAACAGUGAUGAGCCCACAUUCUGUGCUGUCACUGGGACCUGGGAUCUACUGGCACGAGCGUCUGUGGUAAACACGGAGACAUGACAUGCACAAGAAAAAAGAGGAAACGCAGCUUUGGCUUCUCUAAAGCCUUUGUCUUUUAAAAGGAGUCCGCAACAGGCUCUCCCAAAAACCUCUUUAAAAGACUUGGACCACUGACACAGUUGCCAAUACUGCUGUCUUUCUUAUUUAACUAACCGAAUUGUUUCCGGUCAGUCAUUUUUCUUUGGGAACAGCCAGGUGGAUCGCUGUAGCCUGUAUUUCAUGUUGACUGCAACAGACGGCUUGCCUGCUAGAGUCUGGAGGACAAGCAGUCCACAACAGGUUCCUGGACAGGAUUAGGAGGUGAGACAACAUAAUACACCAACAAAGGGACCCUUCUCGAAAUGGGGCAAUGUGGAUUAAGGUGUUCCUGUUCCUUGUGAACUGCAAAAAGGAAGCAACCACGAGGACGAAGGAACAACUAGCAGACGGAGGAGGUGGUGGGGGAGGGGUGGCUUUGGUACCUGAAGAAAAGGUGGUAUGGGUGGGGGGGCAUUCAGGAUGGCAAAUGGAAACGAGAGCAUCGAAGGUCCUGCUGGGGCCAUGGCAGCAGUGGUGGCCACUGCAGGAGGUAUGGUAGCAGAGAGUCCUUCCUCGGCUAUCUCUACCUAUAUCAAACUGGUGCUUCUUGGGCUGAUCAUCUGCAUUAGCCUAGUGGGCAACUUGGUGGUAUCACUGCUUGUGCUGCGGGACCAGGCCUUGCACAAGGCACCUUAUUAUUUCCUGCUGGACCUGUGCCUGGCCGACACCAUUCGCUCAGCCAUCUGCUUCCCCUUUGUGCUGGUGUCUAUAAAGAAUGGUUCAGCCUGGACCUACAGUGUGCUGAGCUGCAAGGUAGUGGCCUUCAUGGCAGUGCUCUUCUGCUUCCAUGCCGCUUUCAUGCUAUUCUGUAUCAGCGUAACACGCUACAUGGCCAUUGCACACCAUCGCUUUUAUUCAAAGCGCAUGACAUUCUGGACAUGUGUGGCAGUGGUGUGCAUGGUGUGGACGCUGUCUGUAGCAAUGGCUUUCCCACCUGUUUUUGAUGUGGGUACCUACAAAUUCAUUCGUGAGGAGGACCAGUGCAUCUUUGAGCAUCGCUACUUCAAAGCUAAUGAUACAUUAGGCUUCAUGUUAAUGCUGGCCGUGCUGAUUCUUGCUACACAUGUUGUAUACAUGAAGUUACUCCUCUUUGAAUACAAACACCGCAAAAUGAAGCCGGUCCAGAUGGUGCCGGCCAUCAGUCAGAACUGGACCUUCCACGGGCCUGGGGCUACUGGUCAAGCAGCAGCCAACUGGAUUGCAGGCUUUGGCAGGGGCCCAAUGCCGCCCACUUUGCUGGGAAUCCGGCAGAACUUGCACAACCAGAACCGGCGCCUGUUGGGUAUGGAGGAGUUCAAAGCGGAGAAGCAGCUUGGCAGGAUGUUCUAUGUGAUCACCCUGCUGUUCCUGGUGCUCUGGUCUCCCUAUAUAGUGGCUUGCUACUGGAGGGUGUUUGUCAAGGCUUGCACAAUACCACAUCGGUACCUCUCCACCACCGUGUGGAUGAGUUUCGCUCAAGCCGGGGUCAACCCUAUUGUCUGUUUCUUCCUAAACAAAGACUUGAAGAAAGGGCUCCUUUCCCAUCUACCAGCCUGCUGCAGGACUAAACCUCAUCUGCCACGAGAGCCUUAUUGCGUCAUGUAAGCAGAGAUGAUGAUCUAAACAUGGAGAAAAAUCAUCAAACCAACAGAUGUGUUGUGGGAGUGUUUGGUCGAGUUAUUGUGGUGUUUGAUUCAAUGCAAGCUACUUCUAAGUAGUGGGUGUAAACUUGUGAGUGUAAUGGUAAAAACACUGGAAUGAUAAGCAUGUAUUCAGUCUACCAACCCUUUUCACACAAAACAACGUACAUGGAGUCAUGACUUUUGAAUAAUAGAGAAAAAUACAUUAACAGCAAAAGAUGCAAAUAAUGACACAGUCAUUGUGGAAGCCAAGCCAGUCAAAUAGCCACCAACAAAUUGUAUAAGCUGCUUCAUAAAGAAUGUUAAAAAAUGGAUUGACAAGAAUGUUUGAGGUGUUCUGGUGACAUAAAGAAUCCUAAGGGAAGCAAAGAAGCAACUUUCCUAGUCUCAAUCUAAAUUUUCCUAACAUACUUAGUUUGACAAGCCAGAUAAUGUUAUUUGUAUAGAGACAGCGGAGAGGAAAUGAGGUAAAGAGAUGCAACAAAGAGUCACGGCCAGAGUUAAACUGGGAACACUGCCGUUCAUGGUUGGCAUCUUAACCCACUACCCACAGGGGCGACCCCUAACUGCACCUUUUUAUUAGUAUUUACUUUUUAGCACUUGACAACAUUACUUAUACAAAAUAAUUCCAAGGAUCUGUGAGCUUAACAUUUGGAUUUUUGGACACAACACUCUAUCCAAAGACAGUCUCUCUUUGUUCUUUUAUUUACCCAUGUAGAGACACAAAAAAUCAUGGUAAAGUUUGUAUAGUCUGUUAUGUAUGAAGUCAGUUUUAAAGUUGGGAAUCGUUUUAGUUAUGAAAUACAAUAUGUCACACUCAUUCUUCAAAAUUAAAUAUGUUAGGUCUUUGAGGAAUUGAGAAUUGAAACUUGAAUUUAGUAGAAGAAACAAAGGCAGCCUCAAAAACAUGUGCUGGGGUUCUUUGACUUAGUGACCAGUUAAAUAGUUUAAACUUAUCUCACGUUUGUCGUGAAAUAUAAGUGCUCCUAUGAAUAGCCUUCACUGAACAAGGAACAUAUUGCUGGUUCUUUUGUCUGAGGCAAAAACAUUAGUGUCAGGAACUUCCAACAAGUGCUGUGCACCAGCUUUUAUAACUAUGAUGACGUAUUUUCUUUGAUUUAAUCUUUGUUGACCAGUUACCCCUGUCUACUCUGUCUCAGUCUGUUACUUAUUGAUGCUAACUACAAUUUUCCAGGUGGCUGCAGACAUUCGACUACUAUGUGUGCUAUUAUUUUCUGUGUACCACUUAAAGACAAAAGAUAAAACCUGACUAGCUCAGUUAAGUAGAGUUAACAGCAGAUAACCUAUGAUGUGAAUCUGAACACAGUGCCCAGUUGCAUAAAAUGUUUAUUGUGGAAAGUUACAUUUUUCUUACCUAACCAUUGCAUUGAACCAGAAGUGGUUGAAAAGAUGACUGAGGAUGUGUUGGAAAUCACUUCCCAUCGGCUACUUAGUGCACUGUAUUUACUUUAUGCUCUUUCUAAUGUCUAAAUAUUAAGAAGUUUAUAAUGUAUGCCCUAUUGGAUCGAAAUUAAUAUUCAACAAAUCAUUUUAUUUAUUUAUUUAUUUUUAUUUUUUUUACUAACUUUGUCUUUUUAUGCCUAUGGCACAAAAAAAAAAAAAAAUUGUUCCAGUCACUUCUCUUCUGAAGUUUGUGAAGCAGGAGAAAGAAAGCUACAGUUUUCUUUCUCCUAUUCAGUAGGAAAUGUCAGACAGCAUGCUGUAUCCAGUUAUAAAAAUCAGUAAAGUAUAGAUGCAUGCAACAUAUGUGCGACAUGAUAUCAUGUCGCACAUAUGUUCAUAAUUCACACAAAAUGUUGGCAGAGCAGUUUAGGGUUAUAUACAUUUGGAUGGUAACACAGAGCUGAUGGUCUGUGACAGUCUGCUGUUUUAGAUCAGCAAUGUCGAGAUAGUUUUCUGCUGGUCCGCCAAACAAAUUUGUGUGUCAUAAAUGUGUCCUGUGUGAAAUCUUAAUUUACUUAUUCACCAGAGUAACUAUGGCAUGAUCAUUAUGUACAAGUGAGUGAAUGAGGGGGUGAUUUUGGACAUAGAGUGAUUUCUAACAGUCCAGCAGGAAUCAGAUCUUGAUUGCCAGUCCCAGCUGAUAUUGUUGUUAUUACUGACUGACUGCACUGGACUGAGAAGGACAAACAUGUUAGAUUAAUAAGCCAAAGCAAAACAAACAUUGCAAAGUAGAUGUAAUGUAUCUGAAGAAAGAAUUUGGCAUGGAAUAAAACACAUGAGAAAGUCUACAGGACAAAAGGAGGUGAUAAAACCCUAAAGCCUUUUGUUGUCUUCACUCACUCAUGCUUUUCAGGCUUGAAAUAAACCUACAAACAAAACCGAACUGGCACAGGAUGUUUCCUAAAGGACAAAUCAUACAUUACAUCUGUAAAGCAGUUUUUACUGAGGACAGAUGAGGGACUAUGUAACUGGGCACUGAUCACGGUAUUUAGCUCUUCGAUCACAGUUUCUUUAAAAGCCUCAUUUUCUCCAUGUGAACAACAGCAGAUAUCAAGUGAAAUGUGAAAUACGCAACCAAAGCACAGGCCAGACUGUCUCCCCUGCAGCAGACAGGAGUUUUAGAAGCCUCCUCACUCACAUUAAUUUCCUGUCAACUCUACGCUUAGUCUAGGUUUGAUCACAUAUGUAUCUUGAUGUUACUGAUUUAAAAUGAGCUUUACCCAUUCACAGUAACCUGUUGGUAUACAGUAGAAGCCCAUUUCUGUCCACUUUAGGACUUUUGAAAUCAAAAUAGUGAAACACUAAAUCAAAUCGACUUUUCCAAGAUGUUUUUAGGUCAGAGAUAUGAGACAAAGUCAAAAAUUUACCUUGCUAUAUCAGACUGAUUGAAAGCCCAAUCAAUUGUGACACAAAUCAAAACUUAAAUUUCUCAUUAAAUUUAUGAGGACAAAGGUAAACAUUACAACUAUGCUGCUCACAUCACAAAGUGGAGCAGUGGUGGCUUUAACUAACUAUCUAUCAUCUAACAAUCUAUCAAGAGUUAAGGAAUUAAAUUAGAUUUAAAUCAUCAUCAUUAUUUCACCCACAGUACAGAUGGGAUGAGGAUGCACAUCUACUGCUUUAUUUUUGCACAAAUCUAGAUAAAUCAAUUGACUGUGCUUGUUUCUUGUUUAUCUCUGAGAAUGAUUUGUAACUUGAAAUGGAGUUUAGGUGGAAGUAAAGUACAGGGCACACAGAUUGUAAUUUGUCAGUGAAUGUCUGAAAAUGUAAUACAGUCCCUAAGACUAAGGGAGAAUAGUGUGUUUUGGGGUUAGAGGUGCCCCAUUAUCUCUGCUGUGGCAUUUCUGACACAGCCAAUAAAAGCAUGUCACAGAGAAUUGCUAAUCUUAUUUUCAUUUUCAGAAUUAUGGCCUUACUCCAUAAAACCGUCAAACCAAUGCAACAAAGAGUAGAGAAAUGUGUCUCUUCUGUAUGCGCUGAAGUCAUUCAAAAAGAGGAAACAGAGCACUGUGUACACUAGUGACAUUUGGAAGACUUGUUGCACUUCCCAUCAAAACCUGGAGGGACUGUGGUCAUGGACAGUUGAUGGGGAAAAAAAAAAAACAUUCUCAGUGGUAGAAGUGACUUUUCUAUUGUAGAUUGAUGAUGUGAGUGAACUAUGCUCUGGAUUUUUGUGGAACUGCUUUUCUCAGUUGUUUUCCUCUCUGGUAUCAUCCUGGGGAAUGGAGGAAAAAUGACUGGUCUUUUUUGUUUCUGACUGGUCUGUUUUCAUUUCUGAGACAAAGCCUGAGAAAAAGUAUGGAUUCACAGUUGGUCCUGGAGAGGCCUGACAGUGCUUUUUUAGUUGCCUCAGGCUAAUUAUCUUUUGUAAAUUUACUGUGACCUCUGUACUAUUUAGUGUGUAUUAUAUUGACAGCAAACUAACUUUGAAAUGCAACAGAAGAGUUCCUGAUCAUUGCAUUUUUACUGUGACUGUGUGCGAGUGUGCGUAAGUGUAUGUAUGUGUUGCUAUUGGCAGGUAUGAAUGUGUGCAUGUGUAAGAUAAUGGUUACAUGGAUGACAAAGGAAAGCGAGACAGAAAAUACUGAACGGCUACAUAUUGCAUUUUGAAGAUAUCAUUCCUGCAAAUGCUUCCUCAGUAUUUCUCAUGUUCACCUGUUUUCUGAUACAAAGAUUUGAAUGUUUUCAAACCAAUGAAGUUUACUAUGUCCCCUUUUUUAAAUCAUGUAAUAGAUGAUUAUUAAUUGGAGUGGAUUUCUUUUGUACAUAUUUAGGGACAAUGAAGGUUAAAAAAAAAAAAAAAAAAAAAAAAAAAAAGCAUCUGGACAGGCCAAAUAUGAUUGCAUACACUAGCAUCUUUCUGAAUGUUUCAUUGAAGAACUAAUACAUAAAAAUUGAAAUAUUUCAAACUACAAUUUUCAUGAUGAUAAAUAACCAAAAAUUGCACAAAACACUUGGCAGUUUGACUGACAUCAAAUCAGCAGGGUAACACCAAAAUAUUCAGUUUCUCUAAAAGCACUGAACUGCAGAGACCUGUCAACACAAUGACAUCACAGUCUGAGGGGUCAACGAAGACCAGCAGGCAGAUUAUCAGACAGGUCGGAAACAAAGCAGCAGUUUAUUAGCCUAACAUAUUUGGAAAAGAAAAUAGAAGCAAACAGUAAAAUUAUGACCCAAACUGUCUGUUGUAAACAUUCACUUCCUGCUUCCUGCUUUCAACCUUGUGCUGAGUUUUCCUGUUUAAUGAGGGACUCUUACUUACAUUUCGGAUAGAUGAUUGCUCACUUUGAAAUCCAAAUAAGGUGGUGUAGGUAAUCUGGGUCAACUGUUGGUUUCCAACCUGUCUGAUCAUCCACUUGUGCUUCUUCUUUCCAGACUUUCACUGUUGGCGUGUUCCCAGAUCUAAGAAGUAACCGAUAGACAUGACUGCUCAAAUUACAAAAAGAAAUAAACCCCAACUAAUAAUUAACUGUUAUUAUCUUAUAAUGUUUGUCUUUUGUCUCAAAGUCUGCCUCUGCUACCUUAUUUUGUUGCACUUAUUAAGCAGCACCAGAGGCUACCUGUCACAACAGCAAUCUGCUUGAUACUGUAUCACAAAGUAUCUGAUGGUCCUUUUCACUGCAGGUUUUAUUCAGACAGAAUGAUUUUAUAAAACUGAACAAGCUAGUAUGGAACUCCCUAAAUCCUGAAAGAUGGUAUUUUCUUAUCUUGAUAAUAACUUGUACACAAGAAAGUAGAAUUAUGACACUCCCUCCAUCCUGGGCUCUGCAGCAUGAUUGUCCUCAAUUAGGUCAGCAAAGUCAAAAAUGUAAGCUUGCUUGUUUACAGAAGUUAAACAGAGUUGGGUCUAGCAGUUGUAAUAAUUCAGUUUUAAUUAAACAGAACUGGGUUUGAUUCUUUUUGCUGUCAUGACUGGCAGUGGGACUGGGCCCCAGCAGUAAAUGAGUCAGAUACCAAUUUGACGAGUGACUGUCCAAAUCAGUCGUUGGUUGUAUCUUUGAGUGUCUUAGAGAGGGCGCCAGGCCUAUGAAUUCUCUGGAAAGUCUUUCAUUUCAACCUUAAAAUAGGUUAAAAGACAAAAUCUUAUCUCAGUGCAUCAUGAAGUCAGAUAUCACACAUAAAAGAUACCAAAAGGUUUGAAGGAUGUGAAAGGAAUUUCUUCAAAUCAUGGAGACAGAUGCUCUUGUUUCCCUUUGUUCUGUAUUAUUUUUCAAAAUGGUUGAGCUAUUAUGCAUGUACCUGACAAUUUAAGAUUUUUGUUUGUCGGUUUUGUAAUAAAAAUAAAUUUCAUUUGAAAUGA
Molecule: messenger RNA, 8145 nt
Organism: Lates calcarifer (barramundi perch)
Lineage: Eukaryota; Metazoa; Chordata; Actinopteri; Centropomidae
Gene: gpr173
Product: G protein-coupled receptor 173
Exons: 2
Coding region: 1162-2346 (394 amino acids)
Biological process (GO): G protein-coupled receptor signaling pathway
Cellular component (GO): plasma membrane
Molecular function (GO): G protein-coupled receptor activity
Source: RefSeq, a predicted model, not a curated record